UUGAAGAAAUACAACGAAUCUAAAGCAAAUUUGAAAUGGUUGAAGAGGGUUUAGGGUUUCAAAUUGGGCAAGGAAGGUAGCUCCCUAUAGAAAGAGAAGGAGGAGAAGGAAGGUAACCCAACUUCAUUCCUCCAAUUCCCAGAGGCAAUCUGUCUUUGAAGAAUUCACAGGAUGAGUGCCACUGCAAAUAGAACUCCGAAAUCUGGUAGGCAGACAUUGUUGUACCAAGAUCUAGCUUCACCUAUCUCGGCCCGGAGAGGAAAAAUCUCAACUCCAGGCCAGGCAGCUGCAGUAUCUGCUCUGUGGCGCGAGAGUUGUAGUGAUCGGUCGGAUCUUCCCCCUCCUCCUCUUUACACUUUGGAAGACCGCUCAGACUUUUCCCCUGAAUCUGGAAUUCAAGAUUAUCCGAUAUCCCCAGAAAUCAAAUCAGAUCCCAGAACUCCGUUCCAAAGUUCUGGAUAUGAUUUCUCGACUCCUGUCAAAAACAAAUCAGAGGCCAGCACUUCUUAUGCUCUCUCAAGUGGACAGCAUGGCCAACAGGGUUCGGCAACUAUGAAUUGGUGGUCACCCUCAAAGAGUGGUGGCGAGCAAGAUGACAAGGGAAGGAGUUCACCAGUGGAGGGUGUUGUUCAGCCUGGUGCUUUGAUCACUCUUCCACCUCCAAGGGAAGUUGCAAGGCCAGAAAUGCAAAGGAGUACCAUGCCUGCAGCAAAUCCCCAAGAGGAAGAAUGGGUUACUGUUUAUGGAUUUUCUGCAGCUGAUACAAAUUUAGUUUUACGGGAGUUGGAGAAAUGUGGUGUGAUUUUGAAACAUGUUCCUGGCCCAAGAGAUGCCAACUGGAUGCACAUUCUAUAUCAGAGUUCCUCUGAUGCUCAGAAGGCUCUCAGUAAGAAUGGGAUGCAAAUUAAUGGAGCAUUAAUCAUAGGUGUGAAGCCACUGGAUCCAAUGCAACGCCAUAGCUUAAAUGAAAGGCUCAUCAACAAUCAGGGUUUCAUGACUUUGCCACCUCCAUCAUCCAUGAGACAUGCAGAACUAGAUUCUUCAAUAGCCCCCCCUCGCUCUUACUAUCUUCAAAAUGGUAAUACCAGUGCACGGCAAUCUGGAGGCACAAUUGCUUCCCCAACAAAGUCAUUGGUUUCCAAGGUCAUGGAUUUGAUGUUCGGAGUUUAGCUGCUGUGAUCAGCCAACUGGUAUUGUAUUGUGGGAUUUUGUCUAGAUGUAACUGUUGCGGCAUUUUGGUUUACCAUCCAAAUUUGAAGAGGUGGCCCCCCUUUUUUUUGAAAGGCAAACCCCCUUUUAUAUUCUCCAAAAUUUUCAAAGCUAUUGUAAUACAGGUUCCAUUGAGGUCGAUGUAAGACUAGUGAUUGGUUUGUUUUAGUUUUCAUGCAACAAAUGGUUGAUACUGUCGAAAGCGAAAAUCAAUGAUAGUGCCUCAGGCUUCUCUUGUCGAAGAUUUUAUGAGGAGGUUCAUUGCUAUAAUGAAAAUUUCUCGAGUGGCAUGCAGGGUUAUGGCUCCAAUGGUAUAGAACAUUUUAUCCAAACCCAUACUCGGUGUUCGACUCUCACCCUCCCCCUCUGUUGAAUCGGGGAAAAGGUAGAAAGUUGCUUUCAGAAUCUCAUCCAAAUUAUGGAGAUUAUGUUGUUCCAUACUUCUAUGUAUGAUACUCGAGAUCAUGAAUCCUGUACUCACUUGAUUUCUUGCUUACGUUCAGAAA
This is a messenger RNA of Rosa chinensis, 1715 nucleotides long. Its product is annotated as nuclear pore complex protein NUP35. The transcript has 4 exons. The coding region runs from base 172 to 1170 and encodes 332 amino acids. Gene Ontology annotation, molecular function: phospholipid binding; single-stranded DNA binding; structural constituent of nuclear pore. Gene Ontology annotation, biological process: regulation of DNA-templated transcription; nuclear pore organization; NLS-bearing protein import into nucleus. NCBI's taxonomy places the organism in Eukaryota, Viridiplantae, Streptophyta, Magnoliopsida, Rosales, Rosaceae. The record is from RefSeq and is a predicted model, not a curated record. Gene Ontology annotation, cellular component: nuclear membrane; nuclear pore nuclear basket; nuclear pore central transport channel.